GAAGAAUACACUAAAAAGUAACCAUAAAAGUAAAAAAAUCAAUACGAAUGAUUAUAAAGAUGAUGAUAAUAACAUUAUAGUAAAGAGUAUAGCUACUCCACCUGCCACUCCACCAAGAAGUCCUCCCAUGACUCCAAUGAUUACACAGACUCCGUCUAGUAGUGAAUCAACUUAUGAGACAGGUCAUCCUAUUACCCCAAUGACAGCACAGACUCCAACGAAUGAUGGGUCAACUUCUGAAUCAAUUAUCAUAACAGCACUGACUCCAACUAGUAAUGGUUCAAUAUCUGAAACUGUCUCCAUAACGGCUCAGAAUCCAACUCUUACAAAUGAAAGAAGCUUUUUACUAAGUCCAAAAUCAUCGGAAGAUUUUCCAACGGUAGAAUCAAAAUCAACCUCUACGGAAUCACAAACUUCACCAACCUCCCGUGCUCCAAGAAUGUCAAAGUCUCGUCCGAUCAUUACUGCUUAUUCAUUAGAAUUACAGGAACAACUUGAAUCCGAAUCUCCAACAAAUAAUGAACCUCCCAAAAAAACCAUUAUUUCUCAUGAUGACAUAAUCAUACCCACUUUAGCAAAAAAACUUAAAAUGAAUGGACAAUUGCCUUAUUCUAAUCAUGAUGCUCUGCUAGGAAUCAGUGAUGAACUUGAUGAAUAUGUUACACCGGGACCAAGACCAGAAUCAGGAUAUAUGGAUGUAACUGAUCAAGUUGAAAAUCUUUUUGAAGAAGUAAACACUCAAGUUGAAGAUGAGCCACUAAAGAAUGCGAAAAAACGAUCGUCAAUUGCAAGCUAUCAACGGCGUCGGCGGCGAUCUGCGCCGAGAAGGCCGACAAGAAUCUCAACUAGAUCUCGUCCAAGUUCUCGAAGGAAUAGUAAAACAUAUAGUAGUGUUGAAGUACAAACUGAUGAUACAAUGUUUGCUUAUCCAGUGGAGGAUGAUCCUUCUAAUGAAGAUGUUAAAAAACGUGAUAGAAAAUCGCGAAGAGAGGAGUUUGUGUUUUUGAUUAAAGAUGAUGAUGAAUUUGAUAUUGAGCCAAUAACACAUUCCGAAUCGUCGACUUCAACUACACCGAAACCACUUGUCCUAGAAAAUGAGCCUAUUGAGCAAAAUGCGAUGUUGGCAGGAAUUAGCAAUAACGAAGGACAAAAUGUCAUGGUUCAUCCAGUUCAAUCCAAUGCUGCACCUACGAUGGUUAUGUUGAAAAAUCAGUUUGCUGUUGUGUCAUCUGUUAAUUUAUUUACAUUCCUAACAUUGCCGAGCAUUCCACGCAUGG
Molecule: messenger RNA, 1277 nt
Organism: Racocetra persica
Lineage: Eukaryota; Fungi; Glomeromycota; Glomeromycetes; Diversisporales; Gigasporaceae
Source: the annotation of a GenBank genome assembly